UUUUUUUGAAAGGCUUUGGGAAUCAUCGGAGUUUUCACUCACACACACACACUACACUUCCCACUGCGUGUGUUCUUCCAAUCGAUGUCGUCGUUAACCUAUCUAAUCCGUCGAAAAACCAGACCUCUACCUCUUCGGUUCAGGGAAUUCUCAUCUAAUUCGCAGAAAUUAAUCAACCCAGCAAGUGCGAGAAUUGAGAAGAUACUGAUCGCGAAUAGAGGCGAAAUUGCGUGCAGGAUUAUUCGAACUGCCAAGAGGUUGGGGAUUCGAACCGUAGCGGUUUACAGCGAUGCAGAUGAGAGCAGCUUGCAUGUCAAGUCGGCUGAUGAAGCCGUUCGUAUUGGACCCCCGCCGGCUCGGCUCAGCUACUUGAGCGCUCCCUCCAUUAUCGAAGCCGCUUCCAGGACCGGCGCUCAGGCUAUCCACCCAGGUUAUGGUUUCUUAUCAGAAAGCGCCGACUUCGCUCAACUCUGCGAAAACGAGGGUUUUACGUUUAUUGGACCUCCUGCUUCUGCAAUUCGCGACAUGGGUGAUAAAAGUGCUUCAAAGAGAAUAAUGGGAGCAGCAGGAGUGCCCCUUGUGCCUGGAUAUCACGGUAAUGAACAAGAUAUUGAUUUAAUGAAGUUAGAAGCUGACAAAAUUGGAUAUCCUGUAUUGAUCAAGCCAACUCAUGGAGGUGGAGGGAAGGGUAUGAGGAUUGUGCAGAGUCCUAACGAUUUUGUUGAUGCAUUUAUUGGAGCACAACGAGAGGCUGCUGCAUCUUUUGGAAUAAAUACUAUCCUCCUGGAAAAAUAUAUAACAAAACCAAGGCACAUCGAAGUCCAGAUCUUCGGGGACAAAUACGGUAAUGUUAUACAUUUAAAUGAAAGAGACUGCAGUGUGCAGAGGAGACACCAGAAGAUUAUUGAAGAAGCUCCUGCUCCAAACAUCAGCAAUGAUUUUCGGUUGCACUUGGGUCAAGCGGCUGUAUCUGCAGCCAAGGCAGUCAGUUACCACAGUGCUGGCACCGUUGAGUUUAUAGUUGAUACUGUUUCUGGGCAAUUUUAUUUUAUGGAGAUGAACACCCGUCUUCAGGUUGAACAUCCUGUUACUGAGAUGAUUGUUGGUCAAGAUCUUGUGGAGUGGCAAAUACGUGUUGCUAAUGGGGAACCUCUUCCUAUCAGUCAAUCACAGGUACCCUUGUCAGGCCAUGCUUUUGAAGCCCGGAUAUAUGCUGAGAAUGUUCCAAAAGGAUUUCUCCCUGCAACUGGAACUCUUCAUCAUUAUCAUCCUGUUCAAGUUUCUUCAGAAGUUAGGGUCGAGACUGGAGUUGAGCAGGGAGACACAGUUAGCAUGCAUUAUGAUCCGAUGAUAGCUAAACUUGUAGUAUGGGGUGAAGAUCGAACACGUGCAUUAAUCAAAAUGAAGGAUUGCUUGUCAAAAUUUCAGGUUGGAGGUUUGCCGACCAAUAUUGAUUUUCUCUUCAAACUCGCAAAUCAUGAAGCUUUUGAAAAUGGAGAAGUUGAAACACAUUUCAUUGAAAUGCAUAAAGAUGAUCUAUUCGUCGAUCCAAAUGAUCAGUUGUCAAGUCAAGUAGUAUAUAAUGCUGCUGUACAUAGUGCCGCCUUUGCAGCUGCAUGUGUUUGUGAAAAAGAGCAUGCAGUAAUGAAGGAAAGUUCAGCUGGUAGCGCUUCUGUAUGGUACGCCAAUCCUCCUUUCCGAGUCAAUCACUGUGCUAAGUGUACAAUGGAGCUUGAAUGGGAAGAUGAAUCUAGCAAGGGUGGCUCGAUACUUGUGCCAGUACAUGUCACUUAUCUGCCCAAAGGGAAAUAUCGAAUCGAGACUGGAGGAAGCAGUUCUUCUGAUCUCGAGCUGAAUGUAGUGCACUUGAGAGACCACGAUUAUAGAGUUGAGCAUGGUGGUAUAAGCACGAUUGUCAGCUUAUCUGUUUACCAGAAGGAUCAUAUGGAGCACAUUGACAUCUGGCAUGGAUCGUGUCAUCAUCAUUUUAAACGGAGAAAGGGAAUCGACCUAGCUGAUGUCGACGAAUCCGACCAUAAAUCUGCUGCUGACGUGGCGUCCUCGCAUCCACCUGGAACGGUGGUGGCUCCUAUGGCUGGUUUAGUAGUUAAGGUUUUGGUGGAGGAUGGGGCAAAUGUUGUGGAGGGGCAACCUAUAUUGGUUUUAGAAGCUAUGAAAAUGGAGCAUGUGGUGAAGGCAACAAGUGCUGGUUGCAUCGGUGGGCUCCGCGUUAGUGCUGGCCAACAGGUUUCUGAUGGUCUCGCUCUAUUCAGUAUAAAAGGGUGAGUGAAACUUGCGGAUCAUUCUUGCAAGUAUUUGUCGGCAAGACUCGUAAAGUAUGGCAGGGGGCUGACCUUGGGAUAAGAGUUUUUACUAGGUGAUGAUGUUACCUCAUGUAUAUGUAAAUAUUAAUUUCAGUUUCUUAUCGCCGACAAUAAUAUUCAAAAAUGUAACAAUAGAUCGAAAAUUGAUAAUGUGGUACAAUGUAAUAGAUAUUUCACUGGGGUGACCACCUAUUUGAAUUUAGGUUCAAUCAUAUUCUUAGACAACAAAAUAA
Molecule: messenger RNA, 2557 nt
Organism: Erythranthe guttata (spotted monkey flower)
Lineage: Eukaryota; Viridiplantae; Streptophyta; Magnoliopsida; Lamiales; Phrymaceae
Gene: MCCA
Product: methylcrotonyl-CoA carboxylase alpha chain
Cellular component (GO): mitochondrion
Molecular function (GO): ATP binding; methylcrotonoyl-CoA carboxylase activity; metal ion binding
Source: RefSeq, a predicted model, not a curated record